This is a messenger RNA of Morus notabilis, 2763 nucleotides long. RefSeq names its product protein CHUP1, chloroplastic. Bases 38 to 2401 code for a protein of 787 amino acids. Gene Ontology annotation, biological process: chloroplast organization. The record is from RefSeq and is a predicted model, not a curated record. The transcript has 7 exons. Lineage: Eukaryota; Viridiplantae; Streptophyta; Magnoliopsida; Rosales; Moraceae. Gene Ontology annotation, cellular component: chloroplast outer membrane.
UCUCCAGUUUUUUUUCUUUUCUCCAACAAUCCACAAAAUGAGAGAAGAAAACCCACCAGAAACCAGACCGAAAUCCUCCAAAUUCAGCGACCAAAACCAGCCACCCAAAUGUCAGAACCCCAAACUCAACACGACCAACUCGUCGAAGCUGAGGUGGGGUUCUCAGAUCGUGAAGAACUUGGCCGGAGAGAAGUCGAAAACCAAAGCCCAGUUGAAGAAACAGCCGUUGGCAUCAAUGGCCACCUCGGAUACGGCGAGUAAUCAGAAGAACCCACUUGCGCAUUCUCAUUCUAGAGCCAAAAGAUCGCUCAUUGGCGACUUGGCUUGCUCCGUCAACGCCACCCAAGUCCAUCCCCAGUCGAUGACGGCGUUUCAGACUGCUCACCGGAGACAGUCGUCACGGGACUUGUUCACCGAGCUCGAUCACCUCAGAAGCUUGCUGCAAGAAUCGAAGGAGAGAGAGUUCAAAUUGCAGGCCGAGUUGUCGGAGUGGAAGAGGAAUCCGAGAGUUUUGGAGCUGGAGACUGAAGUCGAGGUGAAGAGGAGCGAAGUUGACGGGCUUAAGAGGAGACUUGAGUUGCUGGAGGAAGAAAAGGCGAGCCUUUCCGAGCAAUUGUCGGGUUCGGAGAGGGAAAGGAGUGAAGAGAGUGAGAGCUCAGUGGUGUCACAAAAUCUGGAAAUGGAGGUUGUGGAGCUGAGGAGGCUGAAUAAGGAGUUGCAACUUCAGAAGAGGAACCUUGCUUGUAGGCUUGCCUCUGUUGAGUCACAGUUAGCUUCUUUGGCAAAGGCGUCUGAGAGUGACAUUGUUGCUAAGAUCAAGGCUGAGGCAUCUUUGCUAAGACACACAAAUGAAGAUUUGUGUAAGCAAGUUGAAGGUUUACAGAUGAGCAGACUGAAUGAGGUUGAGGAGCUAGCCUAUCUUAGGUGGGUGAAUUCGUGUUUACGAAAUGAGCUGAAAAAUUCGUGCUCGACUACAAAUUCUAUUAAGACGCCGACAAGCCCGAGUUCAGUAGAAAGGAGUGCUGAAUCAUCUUUUGGUUCACUGUCUUGUCAAAGCAAUGAGUACUUGGAAUAUAGUAGCACAAAGAGAGUGAACCUGAUAAAGAAGUUAAAAAAAUGGCCUUUAACUGAUGAGGAUUUGUCAAACUUAGAAUGCUCAGAUCAUAGUUUGCUGGACAAGAAUUGGGUUGAUGAAGAGGAAAGAAUAAGCCCGAGGAGAAGGCACUCAAUAAGUGGAUCCAAAUGUAGUACAGAGGAAUUGAUGCCUGAUAAGAGAAGGCAAUCUGAUGGUUUUAUGCUUUCAAGAGAAACGGAAAAGGAAGCAGAACCAUUAGCUUCUCAGAAAUUUGACUUGGAAAUAGGUCAUAGAUCCCAGUUGUAUGGAAGCUGCCAUGAAUCAGUUAAAUUUUCAACUUCCAUGGAUGUUGAGAAAAGGGCUUUGCGUAUUCCGAAUCCUCCUCCAAGGCCUUACCGCUCAGUUUCUAGUGGAACCAAAGAGGAAGGUUCGGCACAAAUUCUCCCGCCACCACCUCCUCCGCCUCCCCCACCACCUCCACCAAAGUUUGCAGCACGGAAUACCUCAGGAACCUUUCAGCGAGCUCCUCAAGUAGUCGAGUUUUAUCAUUCGCUCAUGAAGAGAGAUUCAAGGAAGGAUUCUUCAAAUGGAGGGAUCUGUGAUGCCCCGGAUGUUGCAAAUGUUCGUAGCAGCAUGAUUGGAGAAAUUGAAAACCGAUCCUCACAUCUGCUAGCAAUAAAGGCAGAUGUUGAGACACAAGGAGAAUUUGUGAAUUCGUUGAUAAGAGAGGUGAAUGAUGCAGUCUACCAGAACAUUGAAGAUGUUGUGGCAUUUGUCAAGUGGCUAGACGAUGAACUUUGCUUUCUUGUGGACGAGAGGGCAGUUUUAAAGCACUUCGACUGGCCAGAAAGGAAAGCUGACACAUUGAGAGAAGCAGCAUUUGGAUAUAAAGAUAUCAAGAGAUUGGAGUCUGAAGUCUCCUCUUACAAGGAUGAUCUCCGAUUGCCUUGCGAUAUUGCAUUAAAGAAAAUGGUGGCAUUGUCUGAGAAGAUGGAGCGUACUGUCUAUAACCUUCUUCGAACAAGAGAGUCUUUGAUGCGUAACUGCAAAGAAUUCCAAAUUCCCACAGAUUGGAUGCUUGACAAUGGAAUUAUAAGCAAGAUAAAGUUUGGCUCUGUCAAGUUGGCAAAGAUGUACAUGAAGAGGGUAGCUAUGGAACUUCAGUCAAAAGCAGCAAUUGAAAAAGAUCCUGCAAUGGACUACAUGCUACUUCAGGGAGUGAGAUUUGCUUUCAGAAUACACCAGUUUGCGGGAGGAUUUGAUGCAGAAACAAUGCACGCAUUUGAGGAACUUCGCAAUCUUGCACAUCUGCUUAACAAGAAGUAAAGGCUUGGUACUUCAUGGUCUACUAUCUCAGUAACCUUUAUACUAGAAAAUUUACACAUCUCAUACCAUGUUUGGUCUCGGACCAUGGUUUUGGAUUGAGGACCCUAGAUUUCUUGGGUGUUCAAAAAUGUUUGGCGCAAGAAAAAGCAACAAUUUUGGAUCGUUCAUACGAGAGUUGUCUCAGAGCGACGUGUAAAAAAGACAAAAAGGACUUGUUAAAAAAAAGACUUGGUUGUUAAGAAAAAGAACUUGAUAUGAAGCAUGUUUGUGAUAGCUUGGCAAUGUAAAAAGAGAGAGAGAACUUGAUGUGAAGAGGUAUGUUUGUGACAGCUUGUCAAUGUAUAGGGAACCUACAUUGCGCA